AUGUUGAGGAACUUCAUUUUUACUAGAUCAUUACAUACAUCAUUACCAAGAUUAGUUGAGCCUGUAUUUGCUAAUGUAGCAAAACCAACAACUCCAGCACCAACCCAACCCAUCAGUCAAAAUACUGCCAAUACUAGUAGCAAGAAAAACCUAGCACAUGGUAAGAAACAUGAAGUUGUGGUUAAAUAUGUUUUGAAUGGUUAUUUCACUAAAAACAACACACAUUUUACUUACUCUGCUGUUGCAGAAGAUUUAAAUUUCUUACAAAACAAUGCAAAUUUAUCAUACAAUGAAAAAUAUUUGUACUACUUGAAACUUCCUCACAAGGUGCAAUUUAACAUUUCUACUGGUCACUUAGGAUUUAGAAAAGCUGCAAGAGGUGAGUACGAAGCUGGCUUUCAGACGGCAACUAAGGUGUUCCAAAUGAUUAGGGGGAAAAAUUUAUUUAAUAGUAAUAUUGAGAUUGUUUUGAGAGAUUUUGGGAAAGGUAGACAAGCUUUUAUGGCUGCGUUAAAUGGGAAGGAAGGCGAUUUUAUAAGGAAUUACAUUACUAGAAUCAGUGAUAAUACCAGAUUGAAGAUCGGUGGUGUUAGACCACCAAGAACCAGGCGUUUGUAA
Messenger RNA from Saccharomycodes ludwigii, 618 nucleotides. RefSeq names its product mitochondrial 37S ribosomal protein uS11m MRPS18 (gene MRPS18). The record is from RefSeq and is a predicted model, not a curated record. Gene Ontology annotation, cellular component: ribosome. Gene Ontology annotation, biological process: translation. Bases 1 to 618 code for a protein of 205 amino acids. Lineage: Eukaryota; Fungi; Ascomycota; Saccharomycetes; Saccharomycodales; Saccharomycodaceae. The transcript has a single exon. Gene Ontology annotation, molecular function: structural constituent of ribosome.